AUGAGUAAACUGAAGCGUACACCAAGCCUAGGAACGAUGCCUAAUUACGGCAGUCACAGUAGUAUUUCAACAAUAGACUCACCUAGUCCGACAGGUGUCAGCACUCUGAACCGACCGGCUCAAGCAUCACAGUCGUUAUAUCCUUUAUGCCGGAAUCUUUUAGACCGACUCCGUUGCGUGAAAGAAUUUGAGCAAUAUUUGAUUCAAGGGCAAAACGCUAUGAAGAAUGAGAAUGGUUCAAAAGCAGGUACCCCGACCUCCGAAAGUGGAUCGAGCAACGACAUCGCUUAUAAGGACCCCGUAAAUCUUUUGUGGACGACCUUUCGGUUGGGUUAUCCCCUGUGUGCACUCUUUAAUGCUCUUCAACCACUAAAUCCAUUAACAGUCGAGGAAGAGAGACCAGGCACCAGUAACAAAAAGCCUAAAGCUAGUGUGUAUAAUUUCCUCGUUGCAUGCAGCAAACAACUAAACCUAGAUCCGGAACAAACUUUCACAAUCUCACAGUUGUAUCAGGAUGACACGAAUGGCUUUGUGAAGGUCAUCAAUACGGUGAAACUGGUCACCGAUAAGAUUGAGGAGAAAGGUCUCCUGGAUUUAUCUAAAAAACAACUUUCACGUAAUUCCGACCCCAUGAAACCUACGGAUAAUAGAGCAAGGGUUGUUCAAGAAUUGCUGGAGACCGAACGAAAAUAUGUACAGGAUAUGGAAGUUUUACAGAACUAUGCGCGAGAACUCAAGAAUCAAGAUGUCGUCAGCGCGGACACAAUUCACUUGCUAUUCGCCAAUCUCAACCAGCUUGUCGAUUUCCAGCGUCGCUUCCUUAUCGGUGUAGAAGCCAUGUCCAGCGAAUCACCCGCGGAACAGCGGUUUGGACAGCUAUUUAUACAAAUGGAGGAGAAUUUUGCGGUCUAUGAGCCCUUUUGUGCUAACUACCAGUCUGCGUCCGAAUUGGUUAUCCGAGAGACUCCAAAUCUACAA
Molecule: messenger RNA, 978 nt
Organism: Acaulospora colombiana
Lineage: Eukaryota; Fungi; Glomeromycota; Glomeromycetes; Diversisporales; Acaulosporaceae
Source: the annotation of a GenBank genome assembly